ACGAUUCUGGUAUUGGGCACGUAGCUUUGGUUAUAUUACGAGAAGUGGUUACAGCUCUUAUCUAUGUAGCCCCAUACUCUGGGCAUACCAUUCCCUAAGCGAAACUCAAACGGGGCUCUCCUUAUAGAGGGCUCCACUGAGUGACGGAAUCCCAUAUCUCGGCCAUCAGACCGAUCAGUGGCGAAGAGGAUAAAAUAAAUGGGCUGCUCGAAUCUUUUAAAUAAAUCCAAUUAUAGAUGUGCAAGAAAGUAACAAUGGCUGAUGUCAAGGAUGCCUACAUUGCUGCUCUUGAAAAGAAGCUGGCAGAGCUGUCUGGGAUUGAGGUGGACCAGAUUAAGAAAAACCAGCUUGCCAAUGCAGCAGAUGAAGCAAGAGCUAUCGGUGAGAUGGCAGAGUACGUGGCUAACAUCCAGGUACAGCAAGCGGCAGUAGCCCAGUCAGGAGUGGUCAGCCCUCAGAUUGCUGCUCUCUAUUCUCAUAUCACCAAUGAGUUAGGUGAAUCUCGUGGUGCCCAUUCUUUGCCUCCUCUGAAGUAUGAUUAUGAUGCACUGGAGCCUCAUAUCUCAGCUAUGAUAAUGAAGAUUCAUCACACUAAGCACCACCAGGGCUACAUCAACAACCUCAAGGCUUGUACCGAGAAACUUAUAGAGGCAGAGGAAGCCACUGAUGUGGCGGCUAUGAAUGCACUACUUCCAGCUAUCAAAUUCAAUGGUGGCGGGCAUCUCAAUCACACCAUCUUUUGGACUAACAUGGCCCCAAAUGCUGGUGGUGAUCCUUCUGGUGCGAUCGCUGAUGCCAUCAAUGAGGAGUUCGGCUCAUUUCAGGCAUUUAAGGACAAGUUUUCAGCAGCCAGUGUGGGAGUGAAAGGCUCUGGUUGGGGUUGGCUUGGCUAUUGCCCCAAGAAUAACAAGCUGGCUGUAGCUACCUGCCAAAACCAAGACCCUCUUCAGGUUACUCAUGGUAUGAUUCCCUUGCUUGGUCUUGACGUUUGGGAGCAUGCUUAUUAUCUCCAGUACAAGAAUCUUCGUGCUGAUUAUGUAAAGGCGUUCUUUAAUGUCAUUAAUUGGUCUAAUGUCAAUGAACGCUUGGAGACUGCCCGCAAGUCUGCUGGACACUGACUUUUCUACACCACAUCAGCAAAGCCUUCAUGUACUACAGUAGCUUCCCAUUUGUAAUGUUGCAGGGUCCAACCAAUUAUCAGUUUGCAAGCAAGCAAUCCUUGAUGUGGUUUAGAUAAUAAGCCAGAUAAACAUAGUUUGUAUACAGGAAUACUGGUCAAACUACAGUGAAAGGAAACAUUUAUUUUCCAAUAUCUAUACCUUAAGAUUCACCAACAGUGAUGAAACUUGCAUGUUUUGGUGAUAUAAGAAAUUUAUUUUCCAAUGUUAGGGGCAUAACUACAUUAAAAUGAUGUCCAAGAUGGUCUUUAUAAUUGUCACUUUUGAUAUAGGGAAUCCAUGCUAUUCAAAAUUUAACCUUUGACUUACAGUAUGUGUUAAGUCUUGUGCCCAAAGUAGUGUAAAAUAUGUACAGUAGUUAUAACCACAAACCAAAAUCCUUGGAAGCAAAGGGUUUUUGGCAUUCAGGAUGAAGAAUGUACUGCACAGGCUUAUCUCCAAGAAAGAAACUCCUGUAAUAGAUCUUAUUGUAGGUCUGCCCCUACAGUUUUACUUUAAAGCACUCAAACAUAUUGGGACAAUAUAUUGUACUGUACUGACAUGCUUAAUAAAACUAUAUAUAAC
This is a messenger RNA of Homarus americanus (American lobster), 1742 nucleotides long. Its product is annotated as superoxide dismutase [Mn], mitochondrial-like. The transcript has 7 exons. Bases 237 to 1118 code for a protein of 293 amino acids. The record is from RefSeq and is a predicted model, not a curated record. Lineage: Eukaryota; Metazoa; Arthropoda; Malacostraca; Decapoda; Nephropidae. Gene Ontology annotation, biological process: superoxide metabolic process. Gene Ontology annotation, molecular function: metal ion binding; superoxide dismutase activity.